Molecule: messenger RNA, 1773 nt
Organism: Spizellomyces punctatus DAOM BR117
Lineage: Eukaryota; Fungi; Chytridiomycota; Chytridiomycetes; Spizellomycetales; Spizellomycetaceae
Exons: 3
Coding region: 161-1621 (486 amino acids)
Cellular component (GO): membrane
Source: RefSeq, a predicted model, not a curated record
CAGAUUUCUGGACAGACAUGGGUGGAUGUCAAAUGUGGGCUAUAGAAACUACUGUUAAAUAUCCCAUUUUGUUCCCUCACGAUAUUCCAUUUGACACACAGCUUGGGACGAGCCAUUUAAUCCAACAAACGUCAAAAGACUAAAGUCAGUCAAAAACAAGAUGGACUCAACCGCCGACCUUGUCGUCAUAUCCCAACUCGAUCUCCUUGACACGGCAGGCACACCCCGCGGUAGCAUUGGCAAUCUCAAGCAGUCAAGAAUCUAUCGCAAACCCGGUGGUGCCCCUGUUCAUGUUCCUCGGACGCCCAGCCAGGAAGCGGGUCUCCAGGCUCGCGAACUUGAGAGCGGAGGCGACGCUGCAGUAGAGGAAGAAGAGGGAGAGGAAGCAUUUUCGGAAAGAGAUACCGACCAGCUUGUGAAUCCCAAUGCAUCGGCCAAGACACUGCAUGAAGAGAAGGAGAAAAGUGGGGAGCAGGACCCCACUAUUCUCAAAUCAUCUUCCUUGGAGCCACCGAAAACUGCUUUUCAAACCUUUGUUGCAACGAAUCUGGGACUCUUUUACAUGCUUUUCGCUGCAUGCCUGUUCUGUUGCAUGUCUGUCGGCGUCAAGGCCAUGACCAAGGCUGCAGAACAACUGCCGACGUUGGAGAUUGUUUUCUUUAGAAGCGUGUUGGUUUACUUUAUGGGAACUGCUUGGAUGCUUCGCUGGGGAUAUGAGGAUUGGCUGCUGGGCCCCAAAGAUGUUCGCCUUUUGUUGGUCCUGCGAGGCGUUAUUGGGUUUGGUGGAUUGACGUGUGGAUGGUUUGCAUUAUCUAUGCUCAACUUGGCGGAUGCAACAGUUCUUGGAUUCUUGUCACCAGUCUUUACAGCCAUUCUCGCUCGAUUCAUUCUAAAGGAACCUUAUGAGCUGAUUGACGGGAUUACUGGGGCUUUAUCCAUGAUCGGGGUCAUAUUCAUUGCUCGUCCGUCCUUUUUGUUUGGACGCACAGCCGUGGACGCUACGCCAGAUGACCUUUUACAAGCCGGACCAUCUGAUUUCGGGUCCGAACAAAUUCCGGAUGAUCCUUCUACUGCUUCCGAGUUUGCUCAAGGCUAUCCGUCCGUUUUGGACCCCACAUCAUCGACUCCUGCAACCGCAGCCGCAACUGUAGCCGCAUCCAACGAAGGAACGCGCAUCUUGGGAGUUGUCAUAGCCAUCACGGGUGCUUUGUUUGGAGCCCUUGUCUACAUUGUUGUUCGUCGCCUCAAAGGCCGAGCGACUCCCAUGCAUAUUGUUUCAACUUUCUCUCUCAUGUCCGUUCCCCUGUCCCUCUUAUUCGCACUCGUUCUCCCCUCCCCACACCCAUGGAUCCUCCCACAAGACCCGCUAACUUACAUGUACCUCGUCCUCGUCUCAAGCUCUGCAUUCUUUGGUCAAAUCUAUCUUUCAAAAGCCUUACACAUCGAAACAGCCGGACGGGCAAGCAGUAUGAAUUAUGUCCAAGUCGUUGUGGCGUUCUUGGCCGAGUGGGCCUUGUGGGGAGUCCAACCGAGUGUGUGGACUUUGAUUGGGAGUGCUGUAGUGGGCUCUUCUGUAAUUGCGAUUGCGGUUUGGAAAAUGAAAAGUCAGCGUGCAAAGUGAAGUUGCGAUUUGGACGUUGGGUUUUUAGUUGGAGAAUUUACAAAGUGCUGAAUAUAUCAAAGGUUUUCAAAGUACUGGUUUUAUGUUGAAGAUGUAUGAAAGAGUCUGGAAAAAUACUGGAAAAAUACUGGAAAACCGUCAUAGAAGCAGUG